Messenger RNA from Aspergillus nomiae NRRL 13137, 1182 nucleotides. It is a transcript of the gene asf1, whose product is annotated as nucleosome assembly factor ASF1. The coding region runs from base 122 to 979 and encodes 285 amino acids. Gene Ontology annotation, cellular component: nucleus. NCBI's taxonomy places the organism in Eukaryota, Fungi, Ascomycota, Eurotiomycetes, Eurotiales, Aspergillaceae. The transcript is spliced from 4 exons. The record is from RefSeq and is a predicted model, not a curated record. Gene Ontology annotation, biological process: nucleosome assembly; DNA replication-dependent chromatin assembly; nucleosome disassembly. Gene Ontology annotation, molecular function: histone binding.
CUUCGUGUGACUUUGACCUUGUUUUUCAAGUGUCUUCUACUGUCUUGUUGGCCACACCUCCCAUCCUUCGCAAAAUUUCCAUCUCACCUUGCCCUACAAUUAACGCCAGCCGUUUACCGCCAUGUCCGUUGUUUCUCUCCUUGGGGUUAAGAUCCAAAACAACCCCGCCCCUUUCCUCGCUCCCUAUCAAUUCGAAAUCACUUUCGAAUGUCUUGAGCAGCUGCAAAAAGACUUGGAAUGGAAGCUCACUUACGUCGGUUCCGCGACAUCGUCCGAAUAUGAUCAAGAACUUGACUCUCUUUUCGUCGGUCCCAUCCCCGUUGGCGUAAACAAGUUCAUCUUUGAAGCCGAAGCACCGGACCUUAAGCGGAUUCCAACAUCCGAAAUCCUUGGCGUCACUGUGAUUCUCCUCACCUGUAGCUAUGAUGGUAGAGAAUUCGUCCGUGUUGGUUACUAUGUGAACAAUGAAUACGACUCGGAGGAUCUCAGCGCAGAGCCUCCUGCAAAGCCAAUCAUCGAGCGGAUCCGUCGAAACAUCCUUGCGGAGAAGCCAAGAGUGACUAGAUUCGCAAUCAAAUGGGACUCGGAAGAAUCUGCACCAGCCGAAUAUCCCCCAGAUCAGCCAGAAGCUGAUAUUCUGGAAGAUGACAGCGGUGCCUAUGGUGCUGAAGAGGCGGAGCUUGAAGCCGCCCUAGUAAGAGAACUUGCGGAUGCAGAGAGAGAUGUGAAGGGUGAAGAUCAUGAGAUGGAGGGCGCCGAGCCCGCUAUCAAGGAGGAAGAAGAAGAAGACAUCUCCGAUGCUGAAAGUGAAGAUAUCGAAGAUGAAAGCGAUGAUGAUGAUGAGGAUCUCGACGAAGAAGAGGCCGGUGAUGGUGAUGAGGAUGUCGAGAUGGGUGACGACUCCGAACAGAAAGAUGAUGGUCCCAAGGCUGAUUCUACAAAUCAACAUUCUCACCAGCCAGAGGUUAUGGUUCACUAGGUUGAACAUCUCUUGAAAUACGCAUUGAUAUCACCCCUCUUACUUCCUGACAUUUAUUUUAACAAGUUUGUUUUACAUGAUUUUACGAUUCAGUUGCAACGUUAUGAUGACAACCCUACCAGCCCUACUAUCGUUUUACAAAAUCACUGCAUCUAGUUUAUGAUAUAGAACCAACAUAAUCUAACGAAUGAAUAGUUGCUAGG